Pecten maximus is the source of this 1026-nucleotide messenger RNA. RefSeq names its product very long-chain acyl-CoA synthetase-like. The transcript is spliced from 6 exons. Gene Ontology annotation, molecular function: long-chain fatty acid transmembrane transporter activity; long-chain fatty acid-CoA ligase activity. The record is from RefSeq and is a predicted model, not a curated record. NCBI's taxonomy places the organism in Eukaryota, Metazoa, Mollusca, Bivalvia, Pectinida, Pectinidae. Bases 1 to 1026 code for a protein of 341 amino acids.
AUGGCAUUCCGUCGAAAGUUUUCCGCCCGCCAUUACUGGGAUGACUGCCGGAAGUACAAGGUCACAGUCGUACAUUAUAUUGGAGAACUCUUUAGGUAUAUUCUUAAAGUUCCGGAAUCACCACUUGAUGGCGUCCACAACAUCCGAAUUGCGAUGGGUAACGGUCUUCGAUUGGAUAUAUGGAAGAAAUUCCAGGACAGAUUCAAAAUCCCGAUGAUCGUAGAACAUUUUGGGGCUACAGAAGGGACAUCACUCACUCUGAACCUCACCAACAAAGUCGGGGCCGUCGGAAGAAUAUCCCCGCUAAUGCGCCUUGCUUCCAAAUACAAACUGAGUGUACAAAUACGUGUGAUACGCUAUGAUAGGGUCAAAGAGGAGCCAAUCAGAGGAAAGGACGGAUUAUGCAUCGACUGCGGCGCAGGUGAGGAAGGCCUGAUAAUAUCUGCUGUACCCGAAACUACGACAGAAUUUUAUGUUGGGUCCAAGUCUAUCAAUGAGAAAAAGUUCCUCAGGGAUGUUUUCGUCAAAGGCGACGCCUACUUCAACUUCGGGGACAUAGUUUUCGUUGACAAAGAUUAUUAUCUGUACUUUCGGGACAGACUUGGGGAUACAUUUCGUUGGAAAAGUGAGAACGUGUCAACACGGGAGGUAGCUGAGGUGUUGAGUACAUUGAGUUUUAUACAAGAUGUCAACGUGUACGGUGUCGAGGUACCAGAUAAUGAUGGAAGGGCAGGAAUGGCAGCCAUUCUCCUAAAAGAUCACUCAACCAGUACACCGGAAGUACUACAACAAAUCUACCGGAAAUGUGCUAACUCACUUCCAAACUAUGCCAGACCUUUAUUUCUGAGGUUCCCAACCAAUUUUGAGGUCACACAGACAAUGAAGCAUAGGAAGGUAGACCUUGUUAAAGAGGGUUACAAUCCAGACAUCAUAAGCGACCCUGUCUACUGUGUUGACGUAAAAAACAAAACGUAUUCUCCUCUUGAGUCUGCGUCUUACCACCAAGUCAUAAAGUCGAGGCUAUAG